GAUUCUAUCAGGAUUUGGUUGACGAUGGAAUUGGGAGUAGUAAACUGGCUCCCGGAGUAAGCCAAUUGAUCGUUACAAGACCUCAAUAUCGGCAGGAGGAUCUGAACAGUGAGAUGCAUUAUAGUGUUCCUAGCAGCAACGUGUGCCGGGAUAUGCUAAAUAGUGUUCGGAAUGUUAGCGCAAGAAGCUGUGUGACUAGUGUGUUACCUAUCUUCGCAUGGUUGUCAGAGUACUCAUGGAAGCGAGAUUUUGUGUCAGAUCUGAUCAGUGGCUGUACUGUAGCCGUUAUGCACAUCCCACAGGGCAUGGCUUAUGCUCUGUUGGCCAAUGUGCCACCAAUUACGGGCAUCUAUAUGGCAUUUUUCCCGGUGCUAGUGUACUUCUUUUUGGGCACUUCGAGGCACAACUCGAUGGGAACGUUUGCGGUCGUGACGAUUAUGGUGGGAAAAACUGUGCUUGCAUACUCUGACGUGGGGACAUUGAGUAAAUCGGCAGCCGAAAAUGGGACGUUAGUAGAGCCAACCGGAGCGGACGCUGCGGUUCGAGGACCGAUUGAAGUGGCAGCCACGGUUUGUUUAGCGGUUGGAUUACUGCAGCUGAUAAUGUACGUCUGCCGGUUGGGCGUUAUUUCAUUUCUCCUAUCGGACACGCUGGUUUCGGGCUUCACGACGGGUGCCGCCAUUCACGUGAUAACCUCACAGAUUAAAGACCUGCUCGGGCUUUCGCUACCACCCACCGGGGGCAACUUCAAGAUAAUCAACACGUACAUCGCCAUAUUCUCGGAGAUCGCCAACAUCAACCAAACGGCCAUUCUGGUAUCGGCCACUACCAUAGUGCUGCUGGUGAUAAAUAAUGAAUUUCUGAAGCCAAAGGUGGCCAAACGCAGCAAGAUUCCAAUUCCAAUCGAACUGAUGGCUGUUAUUACUGGCACUCUAUUGUCAAGAUAUCUGCAUUUAAAUGAACAAUAUGCCAUAAAAACUAUCGGACACAUUCCAACGGGAUUUCCUGCUCCCUCCCUGCCGGAUUUGAACCUGCUUCGAUCGGUGCUGCUGGACAGCUUCACGAUCGCAAUGGUGGCGUACGUGGUGUCCGUAUCGAUGGGACUAAUUUUCGCCCAAAAGCAAAACUACGAAAUCAACUUCAACCAGGAACUGCUGGCCAUGGGCGUCAGUAACGUUUUCGGUUCAUUCUUCACGUGUAUGCCAUUUUCGGCGUCACUUUCACGCUCGAUGAUCCAGUACACGGUGGGUGGCAAGACACAGAUCGCCUCCGUCGUAUCCUGUGCCAUUCUGGCCGUCGUUCUGCUUUGGGUGGGACCAUUCUUCGAACCGCUGCCACGGUGCGUCCUUGCCGGUAUCAUAGUGGUUUCACUUAAGGGUUUGCUGAUGCAGGUAACACAGGUGAUGGACUUCUGGCGACUCAGCCGCGUGGACGCGGUAGUGUGGUUGGUAACCUUCCUAACCGUGGUGCUGGUUGCCAUCGACAUUGGCUUGUUGGUUGGAAUUGUACUCAGUAUUUGCUGCAUUUUCUUUCGUGGAAUGAAACCGUACACAUGUUUGCUGGGAAAUGUGCCCAACACGGACUUGUAUUUAGAUGUGAAUCGCUAUAAAGCGACCAUCGAACUACCAAACAUGAAGAUCUUUCACUUCUGCGGCAGCCUAAAUUUCGCAACCAGAGCUGGAUUCAAGACGAGCUUGUGUCAAGCGUUAAACCUAAACUUGACGGAAGCGAUUAAACGAAUAAACAACGACGGCGACUAUAAACGGCAGCAAAGUUUGCACUACUUGAUACUGGACUUCACGGCUCUCAGUGAUAUCGAUCCGUCGUCGGUGUCCUCGCUAAAAUCUCUGAUGAAUGAGUUUGAGAAGCUUUCCAUCAAGGUGCUGGUGGCCGGAACAUCAAGCCCAGUGUACGAAGUGAUGGUCAAAUGUAAACUAGUUGGUUCGGAUGAACGAGAGUACUGUAAAGUUUUUCCCACCAUUCAUGAUGCGGUCCUUUGGACGAACGAUGUUUCCGCUGAAAACUCCAGGAUAAUCAGCAUUGAAUCCACUUGAACUACUCGUUACCAUCGCGUGGUGUUUUUGAACAAACUUCCACAACGAUUCCGACACGAUUUGAUCCAAUUUCUACAAGUAACGUUGAUAAUACUGCACAGGGAAAUGAAUUUAUUUGUUCGCAUUUAACUCAAUUUACUAUUGUAUAGAGUAACGUUUGUUCAAAGAAUCUCUG
Sabethes cyaneus is the source of this 2229-nucleotide messenger RNA. RefSeq names its product sulfate transporter-like. Lineage: Eukaryota; Metazoa; Arthropoda; Insecta; Diptera; Culicidae. The transcript is spliced from 6 exons. The record is from RefSeq and is a predicted model, not a curated record. Gene Ontology annotation, molecular function: sulfate transmembrane transporter activity; oxalate transmembrane transporter activity; bicarbonate transmembrane transporter activity. Gene Ontology annotation, cellular component: membrane. Bases 114 to 2054 code for a protein of 646 amino acids. Gene Ontology annotation, biological process: transmembrane transport.